ACAGCUUCCCAAGACCGGCCUGCACCUCGGGGUGCACCGCAGCACCCACCCAGCAUGCUGGCCAACGCCACGGCCAAGCCGCUGUGCCCGCUGCUGGAGCAGAUGAGCCAGCUGCAGAGCCACCGCAACUCCAGCAUCCGCUACAUGGACCACGCCGCCGUGCUGCUGCACGGGCUGGCCGGGCUGCUGGGCCUGGUGGAGAACGGCCUCAUCCUCUUCGUGGUGGGCUGCCGCAUGCGCCAGACGGUGGUCACCACGUGGGUGCUGCACCUGUCGCUGUCCGACCUGCUGGCCACCGCCUCGCUGCCCUUCUUCACCUACUUCCUGGCCGUGGGCCACUCGUGGGAGCUGGGCACGGCCUUCUGCAAGGUGCACUCGUCCGUCUUCUUCCUCAACAUGUUCGCCAGCGGCUUCCUGCUCAGCGCCAUCAGCCUGGACCGCUGCCUGCAGGUGGUGCGGCCCGUGUGGGCUCAGAACCACCGCUCGGUGGCCGCGGCGCACCGCCUGUGCCUGGGGCUCUGGGCGCUGGCGCUGCUCAACACGCUGCCCUACUUCCUGUUUCGGGACACGAUCCCGCGGCGCGACGGCCGCAUCAUGUGCUACUACAACGUGCUGCUCUGGAGCGCGGGCCGCGAGCGCAACGCCACGUGCGCCGGGCGCCAGACGGGGCUGGCGGUCAGCAAGUUCCUGCUGGCCUUCGUGCUGCCCCUGGCGAUCAUCGCCUGCAGCCACGUGGCCGUGAGCCUGCAGCUGCGCCACCGCGGCCGCCGGCGCUCCAGCCGCUUCGUGCGCCUGGUGGCCGCCGUGGUGGUGGCCUUCGUGCUGUGCUGGGGCCCCUACCACGUCUUCAGCCUGCUGGAGGCGGCGGCGCACGGCCGGCGGGAGCUGCGGCCGCUGGUGUGGCGCGGCCUGCCCUUCGUCUCCAGCCUGGCCUUCUUCAACAGCGUGCUCAACCCGCUGCUCUACGUCUUCACCUGCCCCGACGUGCUGCGCAAACUGCGGCGCUCGCUGCGCAGCGUGCUCGAGAGCGUGCUCGUGGACGACAGCGACCUGGGCGGCCCGGGCAGCGCGCGCCGCCGCCGCGCCUCCUCCUCCUCGGGCGCCGCCCCCCUCGCGCCCGGCGCGCGCCGCCCGUCCGCGCUCCCCGAGCUCCCGGCCGCGCGCCUGCUGCGCUGGCUGCGGGGAGGCCGCGGCGCGUCCCCGAGCCGGGCCCGCGCGCGCUCGCAGGACGAGACGAGCCCCCUGGGCCGCGCGCUCAGAGUCACCUCCGAGUAGCCGGUGUGCCUCCGCCACCCCGCAGGCCCGGCUGAGUGCCUCGGUUGGGCACCUCGUGCAAGUGAAGGUGCUAGGAUCCAGCUGGCAGUUGCAGUAAGGGGGUCAAACCCCCUUGAGACUUGCUUAAAAAAAAAAAAAAAAAAGGGCUAUUGGAGGCCGGGUGGUGGCGCACCGUGCUAAGCGCACGCAUCACUAUGCAUGCUCAAGGACUUGGGUUUGGGGCCACCCUAAUCCCCGCUCGCCACCUGCAGGGGGGAAAACUUCACGAGUGGUGAAGCAGGUCUGCAGGUGUCUCUCGCUCUCAAACCUCCCCCUCCCCUGACAAUUUCUCUCUCUGCCCUGUCAAAUAGAAAAAAAAAAAAAAAAAGGAAAAACGGCGGCUGGGAGUGGUGGAUUCGUAGUGCAGGCACCAAGUCCCUGAGAUAACCCUUGUGGGGAAAAAAAAAAAAAAAACUAGGGGAGUGGACUCCUCCAGGAAUCAGGUCUGCCAAUAGAGUCAGGGUGAGGUGUGGCUGGGGCGGGGGCUUCCUACACGGAGCCAGUGAGACUUUAGGGACACAGGACAGUGGAAACGCUUUGAGGAGCAUCUGGCCUCUUCACUGAGCCAAUACGGAGCUCUGAUUCCCUGCUCAGAGCAAACUUUCUCAGGUAAGAGACAGAUGCAGAGGGAGAGACACCCUGGCAUGGCUGUUUCUCCAGUGUGGUGGGGCAGGAGGCAGCUUGAAUCUGAUAGGGGAGGUGCACUAUCCACUUGAGCUAUUAUUUUGCCACCAGGCUUACUGUUGGGACUCUCUGGGCUCCACAGCUCCUGGUGGCUGUUUCUGUCGCCUUUUCUUUUUGAUAGGAGAGACAGACUUGCCUGCAGCACUGCCCACAGUGCAUGAUGAAGCUUCCCCCUUGCAGGUGGGGAUGAGGGGCUUGAACUCAAGUCUCCAUGUGUGGGUGGUAAUGUGUGUUUUACUGGGUGACCCACCCCUGGGUCUCCCAAGUGAGCUGUCUUGCUAGCCCUUGAGCUUGACCUUUCACCCCUCAAUCUGGCAGCCGGGCUCUUGAGAGCUGAAGUGUUGACAGCAAAUGCAGUCGACUCCACCACUAGCCUUGAGGCCACUGGUGUUCAUAUGGGGGAUGGAGCGAGGGUUCCCCACUCCUGUGGGAGACCCGGACUGACCCAAGAGCAGCAGCCAUUGAGCCUGAGGCCCCCUCAGCCUCCCAGGCCGCAGCACGGGACUGAUACACUCACAGUUCUGGGGGGUGUCUGCAGGGUACGCCCUGCAUCUCUGUAGCACCCACUUCCUGGCCACAUGGGCCGGGCAGCUCCUGGGUCUGUCUGCCUUGGGGCUGCCAGGGGCUUAUUUUCUUGCCCACUGUGGCCUCAAGGAUUGCUUUGCUGUGUCCCCACUUGUUGGUAUGCAUGAGACCCCUUCUGUUUCAUUUGGUUUAAAUCCCCCCUGCUUAACACUAUUCUAUUUACAUAACCACUUCAUUCUAUUUAUAUAA
This is a messenger RNA of Erinaceus europaeus (western European hedgehog), 2772 nucleotides long. It is a transcript of the gene PTGDR2, whose product is annotated as prostaglandin D2 receptor 2. Gene Ontology annotation, cellular component: plasma membrane. Gene Ontology annotation, molecular function: G protein-coupled receptor activity; complement receptor activity. NCBI's taxonomy places the organism in Eukaryota, Metazoa, Chordata, Mammalia, Eulipotyphla, Erinaceidae. The transcript has a single exon. Gene Ontology annotation, biological process: complement receptor mediated signaling pathway; phospholipase C-activating G protein-coupled receptor signaling pathway; inflammatory response. The record is from RefSeq and is a predicted model, not a curated record. Bases 55 to 1275 code for a protein of 406 amino acids.